Messenger RNA from Hypanus sabinus (Atlantic stingray), 5620 nucleotides. RefSeq names its product NACHT, LRR and PYD domains-containing protein 3-like. The record is from RefSeq and is a predicted model, not a curated record. The transcript is spliced from 13 exons. The coding region runs from base 774 to 3623 and encodes 949 amino acids. Gene Ontology annotation, molecular function: protein binding. Gene Ontology annotation, cellular component: cytoplasm. NCBI's taxonomy places the organism in Eukaryota, Metazoa, Chordata, Chondrichthyes, Myliobatiformes, Dasyatidae.
CUGGAGAAAGUGGCGAUGAGCUGCCUCGUCAGUCACAAUAGACAGGACCUCCCGGUUGCCACUCACUUCAACUCUGCCUCUCAUUCCCAUCUAGAUAUGUCCGUGCAUGACCUCCUCUACUGCCAUGAUGAGGCCAAACUCAGGUUGGAGGAGCAACACCUCAUCUACCGUCUGGGUAGCCUCCAGCCUGGUGGUAUGAACAUUGUAAUCUCCAAUUUCCGAAUACCUGUACUCCCUGAGGUGCAGAUACGAUCACGGUGCUGUUAGGAAGGGAAUUCAAUGAUUUUGACCGAGCGACAACGAAGUACCGGGGGUCCACAUGAUGACUCCUCUGUAUCACAUAUCAGCUUUUGUGGCGUGUGAGGGUUAAUUACUGCUUUGGUGACUGAGAUCAUUAUAUUCGUCUUCGACGUUUAAAUUUCGGUGAGUCUAUGUUUUCAGGGACAUUGAGCAGAAAUGUUUUGUUCUCCUUUGUAUUGUUAACGUGCUUCAUUAUCUGUCCGGUUAAAUUUAGACCUGCGGUGAGACAUUUUUUGGAAGAACAACUCACAAAUGGAAGUAGGCCACUACUGAAGACGAUGUUAUAACAACAACAACAAGUGACCCAGCCCGAGGUCUGAGAGCACCAACUGGAGUUAAAGCCUUCUGACUCACAGAUUCCAGUGAUUCAGUCAGGAGAAAGUUUGUGCAUCACCAGUAAGUGGAGCUUUCCUGCACCGGGACCAAAGUUUAAACAAGAAGGCGACGUUCAACAAUCGUCAGUCACAAUCAGAAUGGACACAGAUCUGAAUUCCGCUAUCUCCACCUUCCUGUCACAUUGUGACGAUCACCAACUGUUCCGGUUGACGAGAUUCUACAUGGAGCGGCUGGAGCAGGCGAUUGAAGAGGGUGUGGAGGGUCUCGGCCUGAUGUUAACAGGCGAGGAUCACUUUACUGGGCAGGAGUAUCACAGCGUGACUGAGCUCGCGGAGAAGGGAAACCGAGCGGGCGCUUCCAAACUCCUCCUGGAUCUGGUGAUUGAGAAGGGCUCCGGGGCCCGGAGAGUGAUGUGGGAAUCCUUUCUGAAACUACAUCACCACCUACCGAAGCUGAGCAGAAUAUUGAAAGAAAUACGGGAGCGAGGUGAUGGCCAGUUCCCCUACAUGGACACUGAGCGGAGUUUCUCUGAAGUGCCCAAACAUCUGAAAGAUGUUCGAAGGAAACACAAGGAGACUCUGCGGACACAAACUGAAAAACUGAGAGUGAACACGAUCCUGAUGAGUGAGAAGGUGAAGGUUUUCCAGCUGGUUGAUCGAUACGCUGAGCUCACGGUCAUUUCUACUGUUCGAGAUCGGACACUGGUGGAACAUGAGCUGCUGGCAAGAGGCAGAGACCACGAGCAGUGGAGAGAAAAAGAUCUCCGUGGUAAGCUGGAAAAAAUCCGGACUGAUCAGUUAUUCAAGAAGAGCUUUGUUCAAAAAUUGAAAAGAUCUAUCUUUAGAAACAAAUCCGGGAUGUCCGCAGCAGUGGCCGGAGUCCCAGGGAUCGGGAAAUCAACAAUGGUACAAAAGAUUGUUUAUGACUGGGCCACGGGGAAAAUAUACCAAAAGUUCCAGUUUGUCUUCAGUUUCAAAUUCCGGGAUUUAAAUGCCAUUAACUGCAGAAUAAACCUGAAAGAACUGAUUCUGCAUCAAUAUCCCUACUUUGGGAAUAUCCUGAGAGAGGUCUGGAAACACACAGAGGGACUGCUGUUCAUAUUGGACGGAUUGGAUGAAUUCAAGGACAAAAUCAACUUUGUUGAAGGUCGGAGAGACACAGAAUCACAGUACACAGAUCCUGAAUUCAAGUGCAACGUGUCUGACAUUGUGUACAGUUUAAUCCAGGGCAAGCUGCUCCCAGGGUGUUCAGUGCUGGUGACCACCCGUCCCACUGCGUUACAUUUAUUGGAAAAGGCAGACAUCAGUAUCUGGGCUGAAAUCCUGGGAUUUGUUGGCGAGGAACGGAAGGAAUAUUUCAUCAGAUAUUUUGAAGAUCAGACGGUGGCAGAAGCUGUUUUCAAACACGUGAAGGAGAACGAGAUCCUGUACACCAUGAGCUACAACCCAUCCUACUGCUGGAUCCUCGCUCUGGCACUGGGCCCCUUCUUCACACAAAGAGUCAGGGACCCGCAGCGAGUUCCCAAGACUAUCUCCCAACUGUACUCCUACUAUAUUUACAACAUCCUGAAAAACCACGGCCGUGAGACUGAGAACCCCCGUGAUGUGUUACUCAGGGUUGGUCAGAUGGCCUUCAAAGGAGUGUCCGAGAGGAAGAUUGUGUUUACAGAUGGAGAUUUGAUCAAGUACGAUCUGCAGCCUUCCCAGUUCCUAUCCGGGUUCCUGAUGGAGCUUUUGGAGAGAGAGGAUUCUGCCCGGUGCGUGGUGUACACAUUCCCACACCUCACCAUCCAAGAGUUUGUAGCUGCAGUCGCACAAUUCCUGAAUCCACAUCCCGAGGAUAUCCUGAAAUUCCUUACAGAAGUCCACAGCACGACAGAUGGGCGAUUUGAGGUAUUUCUCCGUUUUGUUGCUGGUCUCUCCUCCCCAAUGACAGUUCGGGGCCUGGAGGAGUUUCUGGGUCCAUUUCCUCAUCAAACAACCUGCCGGGUGAUUGACUGGGUGAAGGAGGAGGUUAAACGCCAGAGUGGAAACACAGAGAGUGAAGCUGGUAAAAGGAGCCGCCUGAACACAUUGCACUACGUUUUUGAGUCUCAGAAUCGUGGGCUGGCUCAGGCCGCACUGGGAUCUGUGGAAACACUUUCAUUCCGUGGAAUGACACUGACCCCGAUUGACUGCGCGGUCCUGUCUCAUGUCAUCGGACUCUGUGAUACAAUAAAAAUCCUCGACCUGGGGAUCUGCCACAUUCAGUGUGAAGGAAUACAGCGGCUGGGACCCGGGCUGCACAAGUGCCAGGAGUUGAGACUUGGGCGGAAUGAACUGGGAGAUUCAGGAGUGAAAAUGGUGUCUGCAGCUCUGAGGAACCCGGAGUGUAAAAUACAGAAACUGGGGCUGAACAAUGUCCGUCUCACAGAUUCUGGUGCCGAGGAUCUCGCCUCCGCUCUCAGUGCAAACCCAUCACUGACGGAGCUGAACCUGAACAAUAACAAUCUGGGAGAUUCAGGAGUGAAUCUGGUGUCUGCGGCUCUGAGGAAGUCAGAGUGUCAGAUACAGAAACUGGAGCUGAGGAAUGUCGGUCUCACAGAUUCUGGUGCCGAGGAUCUCGUCUACGCUCUCUGUACUAUCCCAUCACUGACGGAGUUGGACCUGAGUGAAAAUAAACUGGGGGAUUCAGGAGUGAAAAUGGUGUCUGCGGCUCUGAGGAACACGGAGUAUAAAAUACAGAAACUGGGGCUGAACCAGGUCGGUCUCACAGAUUCUGGUGCCGAGGAUCUCGUCUCCGCUCUCAGUACAAACCCAUCACUGACGGGGCUGAACCUGGAAUCAAACUCUCUGACAGACCGAUCUGCACGCGCUCUCCGCCACCUCAUACUGACCCUCCCGAAUCUGGAGCGGAUCCGUCUGUUCUGGAAUCCGUUCAGUGAGACCGGGGAGGAGGAACUGAAACCUCUGCAGGGAGUCAGACCCGGACUGACAGUGGAUCUGUGAACAUCUGAAUGUGGGGAAUCGGUUCAGUGCGACCGGGAUGGAGGAACUGAGAUCUCUGCAGGAACCCAGACCCGGACUGACAGUGUGGACCGUGUGAACAUCUGAAUGUGGGGAAUCCGUUCAGUGAGACCGGAGAGAAGGAACUGGGAUCUCUGCGGGAAGUCAGACCCGGACUGACAGUGAUCCUGUGAACAUCUGAAUGUGUGAACAUCCCCGCCCGCGGGAUGAGGACAUUUUGGCCGAUUCCCCGCCCUCCCCGUUAUCUCCCACCCUUACCUUUAAUGGCCGCGCGCCUGGUUCAACUCCCAACGUCUUUAACAGAACCGGCUCAGGCCUCGCGCUGUGUGUCGCUCAGAACGGUCCCGCCGUGACGUAUUUCUGCCUGUUGUCCGACGGGGCAGCUUCCGCCGGAUGUGCGUGUUCGAGACUCCCGCGUGAGACCCCGGAAAAUUACCCAGACAGGAAGAGCCCGGUUUCCAGGGCUCAGUCUGGGACACAGCUGUCCCGGGGUGGGAUUAUCCCGGGAGAGAAUCCUUUUGCUCCCUUUGCUGAGGACGGUGCAUUCGGCUGUCUGGCCGAUAUAAUGAUGUUAAAUGGACAAAUCCCUCGGCAGUGACCCUGGAUCUGCAGCGAUCCCGGACACGGCCCUGAAGUGUGAUUUUAUAAUCAUUGCUUCCCCAAUGCAGAGUGACGGUGAGAAACGGGACUGAUUAUUCAACCAGUCACCCGUUGUCGCCGGUCAGUUAAUUGUGUGUGACUGUGAGUGAGCAGGAAGUAGCUUAUUUAUUCACACACGUCAGCAGCUCACACAUUGUUUAAUUUACAUUUGUCAUGAUGAAAUCAAUAAACCGCUGUAACUUCCUGUCCUGGUGCCGGACUCGAGUUUUAUUUGAGGUUUCUGUUGCCCCCCGCACCCUGUGCACUGCAACAGUGGGUCGGAGCUCCUCACACUGACACAGUAGCGUCUCAGCUCCAGGCUGAGGGAGGUCGGACUGGCAGAGUCUGGGCGCCCAGGAUCUCACCUCCAACAAAGCCCCUUCCUGGCUAACUGAUCCCCGCAGACAGAUAAAAUUGAUGAUAAUAUCACACGUGAGACCACUGAGGUCCCGAGUACGAAACUGAUCGGACGUGGAAUACCGGCUUUACACACGGAGUGAAGCUCCCUCCACACCAUUCCAUCACACACACCCGGGUUCAGACACAGAGUGAAUCUCCCUCCACAUCGUUCCAUCACACACACCCGGGUUCAGACAGAGUGAAUCUCCCUCCACACCGUUCCAUCACACACACCCGGGUUCAGACACAGAGUGAAUCUCCCUCCACAUUCUCCCUUCUCACAUUCCCAGGGUCAGACACAGAGUGAAUCUCCCUCCACACCGUUCCAUCACACACACCCGGGUUCAGACACAGAGUGAAUCUCCCUCCACACCGUUCCAUCACACACACCCGCGUUCAGACACAGAGUGAAUUUCCCUCCUCACCGUCCCAUCACACAAUCCCUGGGUCAGACACAGAGUGAAUCUCCCUCCGCACCGUCCCAUCACACACUCCCGGGGUCAGACACAGAGUGAAUCUCCCUCCACACCGUCCCAGCACACGCUUGCAAUGCCAAACGCACCUUUAACAAUACCUUUAACGGCCGCGCGCCGGGGCAGAUUCCCAACGGUUUUAACGGAACCGGCUCGGGCCUCACGCUGUGUGCGUCGCUCGGAGCGGUCCCGCAGUGACGUGUUUCCGCCUGCUGUCCGGCGGGUCAACUUCCGCCGGAAGUGCAUGAUCGAGACUCCCCCACGUGGCGCCCCGGAGAAUGACCCGUCUGCACCAUUCCAUCACUCAAUUAAUCCCACCCUGCAAAAUCUCAUUUCAGGGAAGCAGGCACCAUCAAUUUGCGGGAGACUCCCGGAACUCCCGGGCGGGGUGGGAUGUCUGCAGUAGAGUAGCUCCUUAGCGGCCAGCCAGCUAGUUUAAAUAGCGUUAGCUGUGCUAAUGAACGAAUG